GUAUUUGAUCCUCAAACAAGUAAACGAGCGGAUAGAAAGCUACGGGUCCUAAUUUGCGAUAGCUUUAGAACGCACGAGACCUUAGAAAUCCUAGAAUAUUACUUCGCGAAUAAUAUUAUUAUAUGCCGCCUACUAUCUUAUAUAUCACACAAACUACAGCCUUAUGACGUUAAAGUUUUUAGCCCUCUUAAGAUAGCAUAUCGUGAAGAGGUAGAACGGCUCUAUUAA
This is a messenger RNA of Bipolaris sorokiniana ND90Pr, 228 nucleotides long. RefSeq lists its product as uncharacterized. The annotation marks the transcript as partial. NCBI's taxonomy places the organism in Eukaryota, Fungi, Ascomycota, Dothideomycetes, Pleosporales, Pleosporaceae. The record is from RefSeq and is a predicted model, not a curated record. The transcript has a single exon. Gene Ontology annotation, molecular function: nucleic acid binding.